AUGGAGGACUUCCAAAGCUUCAUGCACGGCUUCGCCGCGUCGCCUCACGCGACGAGAAGGGAGAACGAGAGCACGCCGCGGCGACGCGCGAGCGCGAGAGGCGCGAGCGACGCGCGAGGCGGCGGCGACGACGCGCGCGGUGACGGACGCGAGCGAGAUCGCGAAGGCGACGGCGCCGGCGCCGGCGCCGGCGGGAGGAGAGACCCGCGGUGGGCGUCCGAGCCCGUGAGCGGGCAGUCCGCGGCCGCGAACGCGUGCGUGCUCGCGUUCGUGAUCGUCUUCAUGCCGAUGCUGCGAGCGCUGUUCCGAGCCGCGCUCUUGGUCGCCCUCGGCGCGGCGUUCACGAGCAACCCGGGUCGGGACGAGAGCGCCCGCCGACGGUGCUGGGACGUCCUCCUCGACGAACGCCGGCGAAGAAUCAACGAGCGGAACGUCCACGACGCGUCCAACUUGAACGUCGUGCGGAUGAUAAAGAACGCGGUGAACGACAUCGGGGGCGCGCUGCAAGGCCGCAGGGUCAUGGUCGACUUCGUGUUUUGUUCGUUCGCGUACUUGGAGUCAGAGUCGGAGGUGGACGCGCAGUUUUUCGCGGUGGGCGCGUUCGGGUCGUGGCACGUCGUCGAGAUGUCGCGCGUCCGCGGGGUCGUGGAGUGGGCCGCGAGCGCGUUGGAUAGAGCCGUGGAGGCGACGGGGGUGUCUUAG
Molecule: messenger RNA, 702 nt
Organism: Micromonas pusilla CCMP1545
Lineage: Eukaryota; Viridiplantae; Chlorophyta; Mamiellophyceae; Mamiellales; Mamiellaceae
Exons: 2
Coding region: 1-702 (233 amino acids)
Source: RefSeq, a predicted model, not a curated record